UUAGGUCGAGUGCUGGGCUCAUGGGCGUCUCUGCUCAGCUGCUCGCUACUCUCAUAGGAGCAUGGGGACGAUCUGUUAGUGUGGAGUCCUUCUCUUCUUUUUCGCCUGCUGCGCUACAGCAGGGGCUGUCCCGUGGAGCAUGCACACGGACAGCAGGUAGCUUGUUUGCACGAGGUCAGGCCGUCUGCUUGAGUGCCACAACCACGCCGGCAGCGAUGGAGAGCGCGGACUACCUGGAGAACAAAGAGGCGCUGAAGCAGGACCUCCGGGACGAGUACGCUUCCUUCUUCGACAACUUCGAGAGCGAGCGCUACCUCCCGGACGUGCAGUUCAUCGACCCGGUGACCAGCUUCACGGGCUUCGACAACUACAAGAAGAACCUCGACAUGCUUGGAGGCCGGUCUGCUCUGGGGAACAUCCUCUUCAAGGACGCGGGCAUCAUUUUGCACGACAUCGAAGAGCCUGGCCCGUUUCGCUUGAGGACGAGAUGGACGCUGACCGUGUGUUUCAAGGCGUUGCCCUGGCAGCCGGUGCCGCGCUUCACAGGCAUCAGCGAGUACACGAUAGACGACGAGGCGAGAGUGAUCAAGCAGGUGGACUACUGGGACAGCAUCAACCUGGUCAAAGGGCAGUACCAGGCGGUGAGCGCUCUCGACGGGGUGAGGGAUUUCGUGGGGCAGGUGCUCCCUAGCCCGGCAGGGGCGGCGACGGGGGGGCUGCUGCUGCGGCGAGCUAAGGACUACGAAGUUCGGCGUGAAGAGGGAGGGGAGGUUGUGGCAUUGCGGGAGUUCGAUGAGACGCCGUCGAAGGAAGCUGUGCUGAGCAACAGCGCGGCGCUGAUGGAGAGUCUCGCUCUGGACGGUUUGGAAGCGGCCGGCGAACCGGAGGCAUCAUCUCCCGGUUCGAGGAUGCAGGGCCAGGUCUCGGUGAAGCUCACGAAGCACGACUGGAUGACGGCGUGACGCAGGGAAGGGAUCGGGAAAGGGGGCUCGUGGCUGGCUGCUUGACGCGGCUGCCGGAUCGUAACCCCCCGAUUCUUGAGCACCACGGCUUUCUGCCCGAUAAGAUGACCAGUCGAACGGCAUGGAGACGACUUGGCGGCACGGGAAUCGUGGUCCCAAGUCUCAGACAGACAGACUUGGAGAGAGGGCGGCCUCAAAAUAGAGCAGCGGACGAAAGGACCGUCACUCGUUGCACGGGAUACAUUUAGGUCUCGGGGCGGAGCGGAGGAUCUUGGUGUUGGCCUCCCUCGCUCAAGGGAACGGAUGCCGAAUACAUACGGCAAAUGUUAUCCCAGGCUGCUGUGUGUUUCUCUCAUUUUACCCAGCGAAGGUCAGGAAUGCAACUAAUAGUUGUGGGCGAUCGGUUUGGCAUUCGUAGAUCUCGUAGAUCGUUCCUGUGGUGGCCGGCCGAGCUUCUCUGUGGUGGUUUGUUUAUUAAGGUGCUGUUUAGAGGCGAGAUGAUGAGACUCGCCACAGCAAUUAUUGGUGGACGAUUUUGUGGUCGUGUGCCGUUCGAUUUAGUGUCGUGGCGCUCUUGCCCCCGUCCGAGUGCGUCCAAUUUGUAUAUACUUUGGCAAGGUUUUCUGGCGUAACAGCGAAAGUGCAGAGCCCGUGUGUGUGGCUUGAUGCGGACGGCACCAAGGCUGUGGGCAUCGCUGGACCGAGGCAAGCAACAAGUACAAACAACGCGUUGAUAUGAAUCCGUAGAGUAGAAGGGUUCCCGCUCGGUGUGGGGGGUGCGAGCGAGAGAAUGAAUUGCCGGCAGGAG
Molecule: messenger RNA, 1770 nt
Organism: Ectocarpus siliculosus
Lineage: Eukaryota; Phaeophyceae; Ectocarpales; Ectocarpaceae
Source: the annotation of a GenBank genome assembly